AUGCAACCGCCGCCGGCCACCGGCGACGCGCUCGCGGAGUGCCUCCGCCUCCUGGCCGAGCUCCCCGCCGCGGCCGCUUCCUCCCCGGCCUUCCGCCGCCACUGGCCCUCCAUCUCCGCCUCCGUCUCCUCGCUCUCCGCCUCCCUCUCCCACCCCGCCUUCCCGCCCUCCGCGCCGCUCCUCUCUCCCCUCGCCUCCGCCCUCGAGGCCCUCCUCUCCGUCUGCGGCGGCCCUCCCCUCGGCCACCUCCACACCGUCUCGCUCCUCUCCUCCUCCGCCGCCUCGCUCUCCCAGCUCGCGGCCGACGCGCGCCUGCUCGUCUCCCCAUCCCCGGCCGGGGGCGAAGGUGGCGGAUCGGAUAGCCUGCUACCCCGCCUCCGGCUUGGCUCCGCCGUCUCCCGCGCCGCGGCGCUGGACUCGCUCGCCGAGUCCGUCGGUUCCCUGCCGGCGUCGCACUCCGCCGCCGCCGUCUCCGCGGUCGCCGCGAUGCUCGACUCCGGCGACCUCCUCCCGGCCUCGCGCGACAAGGCCGUGUCCGUGCUCGCCGCCUUCGCGUCCUCCGACGCCGGCUGCCUGUUCCUGGCCCAGGAGUCAGGCACCGUCGUGCCCCACCUCUGCCGCGCGCUGGAGUCCGGCGGUGCCAGCGCUGAGCAGGCGUGCGUUGCCCUGGAGCCGCUCACCGCCUCGUCACGGGACGCGGCGGCGGCCGUCUCGGCGCGCGGCGGCGUGGCCGCGCUCCUCGUGGCUUGCGCCGCCGGCACCCCGGCGUCGCAGGCCGCCGCCGCGGGCGUGCUCCGGAACAUCGCCGCGUUCCCGGACCUGCUCCCCGCGUUCCGCGACGAGGGCGCGCUCCCGCUGAUCGUGCAGCUCGUCUCACUCGGCACGCCGCGGACGCAGGAGCUCGCGCUUGGCUGCCUCCAGAACUUGACGGCCAGCGAUGGCGACGAGGGGCAGAGGUUCAAGGUAGAGGCUUUCCAAGAAGGCGCGCUCGGCUGCGUCAAGGACUUCCUGGAGUCCUGCCGCGGCGACCAGCCGGGUCUCGCGCCGGCAUUCGGGCUCCUCCGCAACAUGGCCACCUUCCGCUACAUCGCCGAGAUAGCGGUGUCCGCCGGCUUCGUCAGCCACGUCCUGGCCGCGCUGGGCAGCGACAGGGCCAGCACCCGCACAGAGGCCGCCAUGGCGCUGGCGGAGCUGUGCAGCGUCAGCAGCAGCAGCAAGGCAAGGAAGGAGGCCGGGGGCGCGAUGCCGAGGCUGAUCUGGAUGCUGGAGGCCAAGGCCGUGGCCGAGAGGGACGCCGCGGCGAGGGCGCUGGCGACGCUGGUGGUGGCGGCAAGCAGCCACCGGAAGGCGUUCAAGAAAGACGAGAUGGGCAUAGUGAACGCGGUCCAGCUGCUGGACCCGGCCGUCCGGGGCGCCGACAAGCGGUUCCCCGUGUCGCUGCUGCUGGCCGUGGCGCAGUCCCGGCGGUGCCGGAAGCAGAUGGUGGCCGCCGGUGCGUGCGGGUUCCUGCAGGGGCUCCUGGCCGCUGAGGUGGACGGCGCAAAGAAGCUCUCCGAGUGCCUCGGCAGGGGCAAGAUGCUCGGCGUGUUCCCCCGGACAUGA
Messenger RNA from Triticum turgidum subsp. durum (durum wheat), 1602 nucleotides. The record is from the annotation of a GenBank genome assembly. NCBI's taxonomy places the organism in Eukaryota, Viridiplantae, Streptophyta, Magnoliopsida, Poales, Poaceae.